This is a messenger RNA of Abrus precatorius (Indian licorice), 669 nucleotides long. RefSeq names its product transcription factor RAX3-like. The transcript is spliced from 3 exons. The record is from RefSeq and is a predicted model, not a curated record. NCBI's taxonomy places the organism in Eukaryota, Viridiplantae, Streptophyta, Magnoliopsida, Fabales, Fabaceae. The coding region runs from base 1 to 669 and encodes 222 amino acids.
AUGGGAAGAGCUCCUUGUUGUGACAAAGCAAAUGUUAAGAGAGGGCCUUGGUCUCCUGAAGAAGACGCUACCCUCAAAGGGUAUGUAGAGAUUCAUGGCACCGGGGGGAAUUGGAUUGCAUUGCCCAAAAAAGCUGGCCUUAGGCGGUGUGGUAAAAGCUGCCGUCUUCGGUGGCUAAAUUACCUUAGGCCAGACAUCAAACAUGGAGGCUUCACUGAAGAGGAAGACCACAUCAUUUGCACCCUCUACAGUCAAAUGGGAAGCAGAUGGUCUACCAUAGCCUCUCAGCUUCCUGGCAGAACAGACAACAAUAUCAAAAACUAUUGGAACACGAAACUAAAGAAGAAGCUAAUGGCUGGAAAAGUUAGCUUCAAAACGAUAGCUGACGAUGACACUCAAACUCAAAAUGAAGAGACUCAAAUUUCAUAUUUUCAUGCUUCACAAAAUCAAAGCUCUACCAUAGUCUCAGAAACUGGUGCUGAAUGGAGUAAUAAUUCCAUGGUGUCAUUGUCUCAAGGUGGUUCAAGCAUGUCAGAUUUGUCUUCCUUUGCAGUGGACAACGUUAACGAUUGUGUGGCAGAACAUGAAGGUCAUAAAGCAAUGGAUUUGUUGUUGGAUUUUGACUAUGGAUUUCCUUAUAAUAUUGUUGAGGCCUUUUUACUAUCAUGA